Molecule: messenger RNA, 4030 nt
Organism: Oreochromis aureus
Lineage: Eukaryota; Metazoa; Chordata; Actinopteri; Cichliformes; Cichlidae
Product: KIAA2013 ortholog
Exons: 3
Coding region: 347-2209 (620 amino acids)
Source: RefSeq, a predicted model, not a curated record
ACGACAUUUCUGACAAACCAGAAGUGUCAGCCUAUGGCAAAGUUGUUUCUGGAGAGAAUCGCUUUUAAUUAUUUAUUCGAUUUUUCUAGUUGAAGUCAAACGGAGAUCUUGAUGGCUCACUCCUGAGGAUACGAGCAGAGCUUACAAUGCGAGAAGCGUCCGCACAUUUUGUGCAGCUUUUGUCCACAGUGCUAGCUAACGAGCUCAUUUAGCCUGAAUCCUGUUUGUCAGCUUUCGCUCCUGGAGAAAGUACGAACGAUAUUCCAUGUGAGACAUCCUCGCGUGUUCACCCCGAGCCCUCUGGGUGCUGUCCUUAGCAGACUCACAGCCGGGUUUUGAUCGUAAAAUGUGGCUACAGCAACGACUGAAGGGGCUACCAGGCUUGUUAUCGAGCAGCUGGGCGAGAAGACUCCUUAUAGGACUGUUGCUCUUCCUCAUUUUCUAUUGGUACCUGGGAGCCGAGCGAAGAUGGAGGUUGUUCAGUGGCUCAGCCAUGCCCGGAGGGGCGGCCGGGCAGUGUCUCCUGACUGAGAUCUACAGGUGGAAGUCCUUGGUAGACCGAGGAGAAGGCAUAUACAGCACACCUCAGGAACGGCUAGACACGCCUUUUGUAACUGGUAACGGCCAUAUUCUGAUUGAUAUUGAGUCUAACAAACUUUGGGUAGCUUCAUCCUCACAGCCCGGCUCGGCUCCGGUACACCAGACUGAGUACUCUCCCAGAGUCACCGUCAGCCUGGAUGGGGCGCUGGCCGAGGCUGAGGCUAACAUGCUGUGGUUCCGGAAGGGAUCGGUCCUGUCAGUCCGCUGCGCCUCACCAGCCACCCUGCAGUCAGCCCGAGACUGUGUCACUAUUAGAGAGGAGUUUAUUGCUCACAGAAGCAGACCUAACGUAUUUCUGCAGCGAAUCCAUAUCAACAAUCCCUCCGAUAGGGCUCUAAACCUGGACUUAUCGUCUGGAAAUCCCUCUUUCGGUAGCAAGUUCUCCACCAGUGUGGAGAAACUGGAUGACAGAGAGGUAAUCCUCUCCUCUGGCAGGGUGCCGGUGGAAAAAAAUAGGAUGGUUCUGGUCGUGGUGGUCACCAAAAAGCUAAGCAGCAGGAUCCAUGUUUUGGCUAAGUCAGAGCACGUAGACAACAUUGUGAGUGUGGUGUGGACCUCAGAGUCCAUCGAGUCCUCAAUGCUGGAGGAGACCUUCAGCGCCCUCAAAGAUGGAGCCAAAAAGGAGCUGGAAGAGCUGCUGAGGACCAGUGAGGAUAACUUGGUCGAAGACCACCAGAAAGCCUGGAAGGAGCUCUUCAUUUCAGGUAUUGAAAUGAGGAAGAUCAUCGACUCCCACACGCCAUCGAGCCGCACCGUGAACACCACCCUCUACUACAUCUUGUCCUCCUCCGCGGCUCCGCUUCUGGACCAAAGGCUAAAUGGCGAGGAGCGCGCCAGUCUCGAAUCCAGUCUCAACUACGCUGACCACUGCUUCAGCGGCCAUGCCACCAUGCACGCAGAAAACCUGUGGCCUGAGAGAGUCAGCAGCACUGCUCAGAUCCUGCAGCUGGUCACGCUGUGGACUCUGACGUUGCACAAAAGAGGCUGCAAGGUGUUGGUAGCUGCUGGGGCCCAUGGAGUCAUGCAGGGCAUGGUGCUUAGCUUUGGUGGCCUUCAGUUCACAGAGAACCAUCUGCAGUUCCAGACCGACCCAGAUGUGCUGCACAACAGCUACGCAUUGAGAGGCAUUCACUACAACCAGGACCUCAUCAACUUGGCGGUGCUGUUGGAUGUGGAUGGAAAGCCUUUUCUCCACGUGUCGGUAAAGCCGCAGGAAAAGCCGGUGAAGCUGUAUGCCUGUGAGGCCGGCUGCCUCAACGAGCCCGUGGAGCUUACGUCAGAGAUUAAAGGCCACACCUUCCCCGUCAUGGUGACGCAGCCCAUCACGCCGCUGCUCUACAUCUCCACAGACUUGCGCCAUCUGCAGGACCUCCGCCACACUCUGCACCUCAAGGCCAUCCUUGCUCACGAGGAACACAUGGCCAACAGGUACCCAGGCCUGCCCUUCCUCUUCUGGUUCAGCGUGGCCUCGCUCAUAACUCUCUUCCACCUUUUCCUGUUCAAGCUCAUAUACAACGAGUACUGUGGGCCCGGAGCUAAGCCUCUCUUCAGGAGCAAGGUGGCCAGCAAACGUGAGGAUAACUGCCAUGACUCCUUGGAUACUGAUUGAAUGCUGCAGCAGUGUGAUUGCACACACAUGUGGUUCUGCUUUAGCUUGGGGGGGGGGGUGUAUUAACAUGGAUGUGCUGACCUGCAUGUCACAGCCGUCACUGAACACUUAGAAAGAAUGUCAUCUGCUGCAGAGCGAUCCUGUAAAACUAACUGGUUAAAAUGGAAUUAAGUUUAUUUUUUGAAAUGGGACUGUUCACCCAGGUAACCAGAGCAUGAUCCAAAUCUGUCCAAAAACUAAGUGAAAGCAAAAGUUUUGUACUCACCGUCAGUGUUGGUUAAAGUGACUGUGACUAACUAAUAACAAGGAAAUCAAAUGAUGAAAUAUAGGAACAACAAAUUAGGGAAACUGUUGAUUAAGGCUCCAUACAAAUUUACAAACCUGGUAAGUAAUACUAGGGGCACAUUUGACGAUUUCUCAGUGCUGUUCGCUUGAUACAGUUUCAUGGUUCUUAUUUUUGUGCGUGACUAACAUUGCUCCAUUCUGUGUGAUGAGGAGGCUGGAAGUUUUUAUUAUUAUGAAUUCUUCGUUUCCUGCCACAGAAGUGCAAACACGUAAUAAAAGAAUUUGGACAAUCUGCACUCUAAAUGGAUUUUUAAUGGAAGGAUGCCUCCAAUUCUCUGGUAUCACUUCUCAGAUGUGAAUGUUGUACUUUUUCAGCUUUUCUGGCUGUUAUUGAUAGACUGUUAAUUGUACCAUUAUUGUAUAGUCUGCUGAUUAAACACCGAGGACCUAAAAUUAGAAUUAGACUUGGAGUCACUGAAAUCCAAAGCACAGGAUGGAAGGACCUGCUGUGGCACAUGCCCACUGAGGUCUGCAGAACAUCUUUAAAACAACUUUACAUUUUUCCUAAUGAAUGAUUUUAGUUUUUAUGACCAGAGAUUGCAGCUGCUGGCUUUUGAGUUGUGGCUGUGUGACCAAACCUCUGGUACCAGCUUCUUAAAAGUAAAUGAGAAAAUUUAAGAUACAGCUGAGUCCGUUUAGCUGGGUUUACAUGAUUCUUGCAUUUUUAAAAAUAAUUCUGGCACUUUAGGUUUUGUUUGUCAGUAAUGAGACAGAAGGCCUUCUAUUGAAAAGGUGUCGAACAGACAUUUUUAAGUUCAAAUGGGGAUGAUGGUAGACAUUUUAUUCAUCAGAAAAACUAUUAGGUAUCAUGUGCAGUGUAUGUGUUUCUAAUUAUUUAAUAAUAACACUUUCAUUAUAAUAAUUUCUAAGGGAAGCAUGUAGAAUAUGGAACGUCCUGGUCUGAACACACAAUCCUGCAGAACUCGUGCAUGAGGAAAAAUCUUCAUUCACAUAAACAAAUGAUGUAUCAGACAGAUGAGAUUAGACCAGCACAACUAUUAUAAUGCCAACAGUUUAUUGUAGUGUCUGCACAGGGCUCAGUGUGAGAGGCCAUGACAACAUCAUUAGUAACUUGUAGCUCUGCUGUUUUCUAUCUUUACUGAAGCACUUCAAAAUCAUUCCUUUGCAACUGACAAUAUAUAACAACUUGAAUAAAAUAAAUAAAUCGAAGGUUAGAAUUGAUUUCAGAAUUUGCAAAAAUACUUUUAAAACAAAGCAAACUCAGUUUAUGUGUGUACACAUUUCUACUACUUUUUACAAGUUGCAAACAAAUGUUCUGUAUUUUUCAACGGAGAUUCUUACAUGAGUGAACGUUCAUGAACACAUUAUAGCCGAGAGGAUGUGAAGCUUUUAGUUUCUGCUGUGUGUGUAUAAUGAAGAAAGAAGCUUGGAUGAUUUCUGAUUGUGUAAAUUUAAAACAAAUGAUUUUGUGUCUUACACUGGGGAGAAUAAAUCAUGAAUUAUUUUGAGAAAAUA